Messenger RNA from Coregonus sp. 'balchen', 26290 nucleotides. The record is from the annotation of a GenBank genome assembly. NCBI's taxonomy places the organism in Eukaryota, Metazoa, Chordata, Actinopteri, Salmoniformes, Salmonidae.
UCGUCGUAUGACGUUAAGUCGGGGCUGAAGAUCGCAGUGAAGAAGCUGUCGAGACCGUUCCAGUCCAUCAUCCAUGCUAAGAGGACCUACAGAGAACUACGACUCCUCAAACACAUGAAACACGAGAACGUGAGUUAACCCCUCCACACACACCUCCUGGAGAAUGUGAGUUAACCUUUCCUUGACCAUUUACUGAUCUAUCAGUCCAACCUUUCAAAGGUUACCGGAUUUUUCACAAAUCCCAGUUUGAGCCUAGAGGAUUCCCUCCCUGCUUAUUCAUGUUCCAAGAAUCCUCCAACCGGGAUUUCUGAAAAAUCUGUUGUGUGUGCACGCGCCCAUGCAUAUGUGUGUUACCGCCAUCAGCCUCCACUCUGGGGCAAGCUGACCUGACCUCAGAGUGAGAGAUACUGAAGCUUACUGUGGUACUGUAUAUGUGUGUUAUGAAAGGCUAUUGAUUGCUAUCUCUUAAGCUAAAGAGCAGAUGGAGUAGACAUGUCUGUUUGUGUGUGUGCGCAUGAGUGUGUGUGUGUGAAGGGGGUCAAGUGGAAGAAGUAUGUGUUGUCAUGUCUCUCCCUGGGUGAGGAUCAAAGGCCUCAUAUCAGCUUGGCAAAUGGCCGACAACAACCCAACCCUCUUACCUACAGGGGGGGCUGUGCCGGUCUUGACACCUUAAUACUGCCAUAAAUUGGAGAUAGGAGAAUCUGUCUCUGGCCCUCUAGUAUGGUGAAAGGAACAUUGGGACAAUAUAUUUCAACAUCCAAACGUUGGGAAUGAUGAGAAAUUGAAUAUGGAAAAUUAAUGUCUAUUUUGUGAUGUCAUUAAAACAUUUAUAAAGGCGUUAUAAUGAAAACAUUGUGACUUUGAGAGCUUUUACACUGUGUAUAUCAGGUUUACAUCCUUUUCGUUGUGUAGAAAAUAUCAAGGAGGAAGACAAUGUUUUCAUGAAGAUAGGAAUGUGAUUUUAGCUUUUGAACAAAAUCAUAGUGAUAAUAAUACUUUUGCCUCGUAACUAGCCACGCCCGAGGGAGCUCAGAGAGCGUGUCAGUAUGACCGAAACGCCCCUCUUUACCAGAGAGCAUAAAAGACUGAGAUAAGAAUGAUCAGAUCAGACUAGACGGACCUCAAGCUGCAGCUUUUGUCCAUAUUGGUCCCGACCCUGAAAAUCAACACGAGGUGAAGACGACAAAGUUGCCUCCACUAACGAUCAAUGUUACGGCUGAGUAGCUGUUCUAAGUACUGUAUCUAAGAAGGUGAAUUUAAGUCGGACCAUCCUGUUACUCUCUUCAAACCAUCGUCUGCUACGCUGCUCUCAUCACAUGAUCAGCCGUACCACUUCCAGAACGAGUGAAAGUAAACAGAUGACUAAGAAGAAGGACAUUGUGACCUCUUGUGGACAAGCUGAGCCUUACAUCUAUAAGGCCAUCCGAAAAGAGAAGGCCAUUCGACCCUUCCCACAAAGUCCUGGGUCCAACAGAGACGACGAAGACAAACACGUAAAUACAUGCAUUACUUCUUACGAAACGGGCGGCAGUUCUGGGCAAAGUAUUAGGAUUACUAUGAGAAUAGGUCCAUGUGUAUCCAAGUGUUUUUCUCUCUCUCUCUUUAACGUGCCAUCUUUUGUAACAAGUGUCAUUUCAUUGUAUUACGUUUGUAAUCCCUACCUAUACUGUGUAUGUGUUUGUAUCUUGUGUUAUCAUUUUAAUUAGUUAGUAAAUAAAUAAUUAAAUCAAUUUGUGUGGUAUGGAAUGAUCAGUAAGACCCGGGUUCGUGCAGACUUAGUCUACGACUUUCAGAAUGAGACUGAUAUGAGGCAAAUUAUUAAUAAAUGACUGUUAAAUGACGAGAUAUCUUUAGAGUUAAUUCGGAAAACGGUAACUCAUUAAACAACUUUUCUCGUGGUGCCCCAAAUUCCUAAUGAGUUAAUUGUUACAUGAUUAAUUUAAUCUAGUAACAAUUAAACAUAGUAGGUAAUUAUUCGAUAAAUAAUAGUCAUCACAAUAAUGAAAGGCACGUCACGACAGAUUAUUAAAACAUCAGUCCUGCUCACUGAUUUCACUCUCACUGUGGUAUGGUGCUGUAAACGCAAGACUUAACAUUUGCAACCACUGGUUACAACAGAUAGUAUGCCUGUUAUGAUUGUGGUGUGAAGGGAAGUUAACUCUGCAUAAAGCAAUGGUGUAAACAACACUGCAGCGAAUCUCUUCCUUCAGGGGUGUGAGGUUUCACUGAAUGAUUCAGUGGUGGUGAAGCUGAACACAUUAGGUCAACUGCUGUGUGUCGUGGUCAAGUUGAAGAUGAUAGGGGUUUAACCCAGAGUCUAACUUAAGAGUUUUACCAUGCUGCUGCACCGACAGCAAAUGCCACUAAACUGUGGUUGUGUGUGGCAGAUGGCAAUAAAAUCAUCUGAAUCUGACAGUGCUGACUGUGGUGAUUGUGCAGAAGGUCUUUUCAAAAUAAAAAAAAUUGUCUCUCUGUGACUUUAGGUAACGCUCAACUGCAGGCAACAGUAGAAUACAGUAGGAUACACCUGCCACAGAGAGUGUGGGUUUGAGUUGUUAAAACUUCUCUUUGAGUUUAGGUAACAGUUAGCUCUUAGCAGCAGGGAAGGGAACAGUAGAGUAGAUAACAGUGUGAUCCACCUGACACAGCUCUUGAGUCUUGACCCUCUUAUUCUCUGUUAUUCUCUGAGCUAAUUUCCCCGCUGUUGCCUGGUUAUACUGCAGGUUAUGUUUUUUGGAAAGCCUGAGUCAGCCAAUCACUUUGUUUUGGCUGGAUUCCACCAAUCGCAGAGGGCUCUGCCCUGCAUGGGCGGUGUGGAGUCGAGUUGUUAUGACACCCACCCACCUCAGUCAGUUUCUCUAGAGGGGGGCACACUGGGUCUGGCACCGACGUCUGCCUCCUCCCUCUGUCCUCUCUCCUCUCCUCAACUCCUCUCUAGCCACCCACACAUUGCCUGCAUGCUAGCUCUUCUCUCUCUCUCGCUCGCUUUCUUUCUUUCUCGCUCGCUUUCUCUAUCUAUGCCUCUCUCCCUCUCGUUCUCUCUCCCUCUGCCUCUCUCUUUCUGUUUUAUUGCAUUCUGCAUGAUUUCCUGUUCAGAGUUCAGUCAUCACUUUCUCCUGUGUUAACAGCAACACACACACACACACACACUAUGAGUGAAUUAGCCUGUGUCACAGAUCCCUGACUGUCACUGCGUACUGUCUGUCCUGUGUUGAGAGCAGAACAGUGGUUUAGGCUCUGUUCCAAAGCUUUAGAACGACCUGCCAUGACUGCAUCCAAAAAUCCAUAAUCUUUGUUUGAUGAAAUGUGAUGUUGUUGGUUGUCAAAGCGACCUUUAUCUGAUGGUUAUUAAACACAGUGAAAGACCAUGUCAAGGACAACGGGCGGUAGCACAGUCUCACACUAAGAAGUCUCUACUUUUCUUUGCACAAAGACAAAUGCAGAAACCAUUCCCCUCUGUUUGUGCACUCUGCAUAUUGCCUCAUUCACCCUGAGGGAUUUUAGCAGUUGGAAGAAGACCACAUGUUGUGUUUGUAAAUGUUUUGUCUGUAGUAUGAGUCAUUUGCAAUGUGAGUUGUGUUUAGAAUGUUGUCUAACCUUUGACUUCUUCUUUCUGUCAGGUGAUUGGUCUGUUGGAUGUGUUCACGCCCGCCACCAGCCUAGAGGAGUUCAACGACGUGUGAGUAACAUCUUUCUUGUUCUCUCUCUCGCUCGCUCGCACUCCAUUUCUACCCCCCCCCCCCCCUCUCUCUGGCAAUUCAAAUAGCUGUUGAAUAGGAGUUCAAUUUGCCUAGCAGAACACAUACAUGCACAGGUAUAUGUUAUAGGGAUGGGGGAAAAAAUUGAUACAGUAAGGCUUGGGCUGUAUCCAGAUUUUCAAUUGUCGUACCGUCCUUCUCUCAUACCAGGAUUUGCGGUAUUACCAGCAUAGCACACAAGGGGGCACUAAAAACACAAUAAAAGCCAUUGGGCCUCUAUUACCGGAAUGCUAACAAAAUUGGAACAAACUAAUAGCGAAAUCACAUAGACGCUGUUAGCGAAAUCACAUAGACGCUGUUAGCUAAAUGUUAACGAGCGAAAACUAACAAACUAAUUGCAAAGACGGGCAAAUCCAGCUCAUAAAGUUAUACAAGUGUAGCUACAAGCGAAAGUGAACGAGAUAAAUUGUGCAAAUGAACAAAGUUGUGAUGCAUGCUUUUCUGAAGGAAGAGCAGGAUGCGUACACGGAGCAGAUGGGAGAAGAACUGAGGAGAGGAAAAAACGCUAGUAGGAAGCACAGGGAAAAAAUGGCAGCUGUACAGAUAACUCAUCCAGAGCUCUUUGUCUUCUGGCAGGAAGCCAUUAUAAGAUAUCUGAUGGCAAACAUUUAGUAGUGAAUUGCAUACAAGUGUAACUUCAUCUCCUCAUGUGCACCACACAAUAGAGACGCACCGAUAGAUAUAGAACGCUAUGGAUUCACCAGCUCACUUUCUCCCGUUGUGCUAUUUACAAACAAACACAGUGACUGGCUCAACUGUUUUGGUGAUCUACAGUAACCUUAAUAAUUUAAAAGAAUGUGACCGGGGAAAUGAAGAACGCAAUCUGAUUUAUCUCCUAAGGUAUUGCACAAGGUGACUGCAGGUAAUAACUUAAAAAGUAGCUACAAAUAUAAACUUUUGACGGUAUUGAAAAAAUCCUGUGGCUUUUUCCAAAUACCCCGGUAUAUGGUAUUUAGAGUAUUGUAGAGUAUACGGUAUACGGUAUUUAGAGCCUACAGUAGAGUAUUGCGAUUAUUAUUUUUCCAGAUUUUAUAUCGAUACUGUGGGCUCCAUUUUAACAAACCUAUCGCAAUGGUAAAUCUAAGCGCUGGCGGUAGCGUCAUAGGUUCCGGGGUGUGUCAAAUAUUUUUGCUAUUUUCACAACCGGAAUUAUGGGCACAGUAGCUGGGUUUUGAUGAAUUAACAAGUUGUAGGUGUGUCAAGGCUUGACCCCUUCACUGGCCAAUCAGAAUGUGCUCCAUGGAUAAAUAUGUGGUUGCUUCAAGUUGAGUAUUUACAGUCUUAUGUAUUGCGUUGUCAUCAACUCCAAUUCGAAUGUUAGUCCAUUAUAGUCUAAUUUGUUAAAUAGCCUACAGAAACAAAAUAACAACAUGUAUGUAGGCCUAUCCCAUCUUUGCUAAGUCCACAUUGUAAGAAGCCUAAAUGCAUGACUUUUAUAUGGAAAUAUAUUAUAUAUCGCACUCAUAUAUAGGCUAGGCCUACUGUACAGUGCAUUUGGAAAGUAUUCAGACCCCUUGACUUUUUACACAUUUUGUUAUGUUACAGCCUUAUUCUAAAAUUAAUUAAAUUGUUUUUUCCCCUCAUCAAUCUACACACUAUACCCCAUAAUGACAAAGCAAAAACCAUUAAAAAAGAAAAUCUUAGCAAAGUUAUUAAAAAUAAAAAGCUGAAAUAUCAUAUUUACAUAAGUAUUCAGACCCUUUACUCAAUAUUUUGUUGAAGCACCUUUGGCAGCGAUUACAGCCUCGAGUCUUCUUGGGUUUGACGCUACAACCUUGGCACACCUGUAUUUGGGGAGUUUCUCCCAUUCUUCUCUGCAGAUCCUCUCAAGCUCUGUCAGGUUGGAUGGGGAGCGUCGCUGCACAGACAUUUUCAGGUCUCUCCAGAGAUGUUUGAUCGGGUUCAAGUCCGGGCUCUGGCUGGGCCACUCAAGGACAUUCAGAGACUUGUCCUGAAGCCACUCCUGGGUUGUCUUGGCUAUGUGCUUAGGGUUGUUGUCCUGUUGGAAGGUGAACCUUCGCCCCAGUCUGAGGUCCUGAGCGCUCUGGAGCAGGUUUUCAUCAAGGAUCUCUCUGUACUUUGGUCCAUUCAUCUUUGCCUUGAUCCUGACUAGUCUCCCAGUCCCUGCCGCUGAAAAACAUAUCCACAGCAUGAUGCUGCCACCACCAUGCUUCACCGUAGGGAUGGUGCCAGGUUUCCUCCAGACGUGAUGCUUGGCAUUCAGGCCAAAGAGUUCAAUCUUGGUUUCAUCAGACCAGAGAAUCUUGUUUCUCAAGGUCUGAGAGUCUUUGGGUGCCUUUUGGCAAACGCAAAGCGGGCUGUCAUGUGCCUUUUUAGAGUGGCUUCCCUCUGGCCACUCUACCAUAAAGGUCUGAUUGGUGGAGUGCUGCAGAGAUGGUUUUCCUUCUGGAAGAUUCUCCCAUCUCCACAGAGGAACUCUGGAGCUCCUUCAGAGUGACCAUCGGGUUCUUGGUCACCUCCCUGACCAAGGCCCUUCUCCCCUGAUUGCUCAGUUUGGCCGGGCGGCCAGCUCUAGGAAGAGUCUUGGUGGUUCCAAACUUCUUCCAUUUAAGAAUGAUGGAGGCCACUGUGUUCUUGGACCUUCAAUGCUGCAGACAUUUUUUUGGUGUCCUUCUCCAGAUCUGUGCCUCGACACAAUCCUGUCUCGGAGCUCUACGGACAAUUCCUUCAACCUCAUGGCUUGGUUUUUGCUCAGACAUGCACUGUCAACUGUGGGACCUUAUAUAGACAGGUGCGUGCAUUUCCAAAUCAUGUCCAAUCAAUUGAAUUUACCACAGGUGGACUCCAAUCAAGUUGUAGAAACAUCUCAAGGAUGAUCAAUGGGAACAGGAUGUACCUGAGCUCAAUUUCGAGUCUCAUAGCAAAGGGUCUGAAUACUUAUGUAAAUAAGGUAUUACUGUUUUAGUUUCAAUACAUUUGCAAAAAUUUCUAAAAAACAGUUUUUCUUUGUCGUUAUGGUGUAUUGUGUGUAGAUUGAGGAGGAAGAAUAUUUAUUUUAUACAUUUUAGAGUAACGUAACAAAAUGUGGAAAAGUAAAAGGGUCUGAAUACUUUCCGAAUGCACUGUAAAUUGCAUUAUGUCUGCCAUGUCUGAGCUAUCGACAUGCCAAACGUUGUGAAUAAGCAAGAUAAAAUUCCCUAUUGAUGAUGCUUAAAAGGAGAGUGAAUAAUUCUAAUCAAUACGAAACAACAACUUAUUUUAAAUAGGCUAUGUUUAAAUACAGUUACAGGCACCAUAAUUGCUCCCGGUGGGCAUAUAAUAUUAAGACUAUGGAGGCUUUUACGCACAUCCAAAAUAAUAACGGGAGCUGGCUAAAAUAAUGAUAAAAAGGGUACGUCCUCUCACUGUUUUGCUGCUCCUAAACUUGAUCUUUCACUAAAGCUUUGUUGAUUUAAUAUUUAUUUCAAAGCACUCUCACGAGCCAAACCCUUUAUUGAUAGUCUGCUAUUUGGCGAAUGCAUUGGUCAUGUAAAAAAAAACAGCCUUCAUUGAGGGGAGGCUAUGAUUGUUUAUUUUUUAAAUCCAAUGAAACGAAAAACAAGCAAUCUGUUUUUAAAACGACAACAAUAUUUCUAAAUAGGAUGGAGUCAGAAGCAUGAUAUCAUAAAUCACAUCUCUUGUUCCAUGGCACCGUGUGCACACAGCCCUAAAUGUGAUUACGUACAACAUUCGCACAUCUAUACAAAAUACUACUCUCCUGUCAAUUGUAUCAUUCCCAGACACAUAAAAAAAAUAUCAGCUGUUGAUAUGGCAUUAUAGGAGGACUGAAUAGUUUGGAGGAGCGCGUCUUUAGUAAUCGGACGAGGGGCGCUCUUUGAAAAUGGGAAUGGAUAGCCUACUUGAACAAGCAAAAUUCAACGAAAUGGGGGGGGGGAAACCAAUAAUUUUUUUGUUUCUAAACACGAGAUUCACGGCACAAAAGGCACAUCUCUCGUUCCAUGGGCACUGUGCUUCACGGCUGGAUAGGCUGCACUUCCGCUCUCAAAAUCCAUGCCAUUACCAAAUGCGUUACCGUUAAGACCUGCUUUUGAUGGGUCUCAACUUCCAUUUAGUGCUGCAUGAAAUUGCCACUUUUGCGCUUGUUUUUAAGGACACACAUCAAAUCUCGCCACCCCUCCCACCUCAAUGCAAAUGAGCUGAUAUUGGACAGGUAAAUUGCAGAACCUGGCGUAAGGGGUGAAAAUGCCAGUGCGCCAGUUUUACCAUCGCGAAAUUGCAAACUAAGGUGCAUUCAACACUUGCGCCUACUUAUAGAGCCCUGUGACUCCAAGUGUCGAUUUGUAAAAUGUAACUUUUUUUGCUAGCUAGGUAACGUUAGCUAGCGCUAGUCGGCUGUACCUAAACUCCGUAUUUCUCAUCCUAUAGCUUGUCUCCAUCUUCUUUUAAAAUGUUUUAAAUGGUGUGCCAACAUGUUUUGAGCACUUUUAUCUCCAAAACUUGUUUUCUUAUGGUUCUCUCCUUUUCCUCUGCAGCAGACAUAUAUGGAGCAAUAUGUUUGGAACAUCGAAUCACAAUAAAAUGUCAGUAUCGAAUCGCAAUACAUAUAGAAUCGUGAUAAUAUAGAAUCGCAAUAUCAUAUCUAUGCCUAAGUAUCGUGAUAAUAUCAUAUCGUGAGGUCCCUGGCAAUUCCCAGCUGUAUUAUAUUUAAACAAACCUAUUUCUGCAGGUCUUUAUUUCAUGUGUUUGGUGGUGUGAUUCGUCUCACUGAGAUACAUGGUGGGUUACCACGUGCACACAUACUGCACAUUAUUCCUUAUUUCCAUGGUAACAAGCAUUCCACUGUCUCUGUGGCUUCCAGUACGUGUGUGUGCAGAAUACUGAAGUACUAACUUUCACUUCUCAUUGGUCUAGGAUAGGAUGCCUGUUAUACACUCGCUCUCUCUCUCUCAUAACUCUCCCUGGUUCACCCUAAAGGAGCUGUAAAGCACUUAGCAGUGUUUACUGCUUGUAAUUUGUAGUGCUGGCAGAGGAGACACACACUCUCUCGUUCUCUCUCUCCACCAAUGUCGUGUUGCUGCCAUGGCAGUGUUUCCCUUAGGAUUUUUUUCAGCAGCGGAGGCAAAGUUAGCGUGGGGUGGGGGGUGGCCAAUGGUGCGGUCUCUGACCAAACAUUUCAGAGGCCACAGAUAUAAUUUGUUUGCUGUUUUAAAGGUCAUUUCCUGCAAUUCUCAAAAAUGUGCCAUGGCUUAUGCUGUUUUAUGCUAUUUGAGUGACUCAAACAUUAUAACAAAAUCAUUGAGGGCCUCAUGCCUUCCUGACUGUCAAAUUUUUGUUGGUUCUCAAAGAUGAUCUUAUUUUAAAAAAGAAUUAUAGCUCUAUUAUAUUUUCUACAUAAAUACUUUAUAUCUGGUUUUAGUCAUUUAAGUUUACACUGAAAACGUUUUACCACCCCAAAUUUUUAUUUAUGUAUUAUUUUUUAAAUAAAUAAAUAUAUUAUUUUAUUUUUGGGGGGGAGGGGAGUGGCGGCAAUGAUUUAACAGCAGUGGCCCGCUGCUGCUAAAUUAAUAAUGGGGUAACAUUGCAUGGUAACAACCCGUCUUACCUUUUUGGGGGUUGUGAUUGGCAGGUACCUGGUGACCCACCUGAUGGGGGCGGACCUCAACAAUAUCGUCAAGUGUCAGAAACUGACGGACGACCACGUUCAGUUCCUCAUAUACCAGAUCCUCAGGGGUCUCAAGGUAGGCGUGUGUGUUUUGCCCCUGUGUUCACGUGUGUGUUUUCAUAGGUGCAGGUAUAGGUUUUCAUAGGUAUGCAGUUGUAAAUAGUUGUCGGUUUUUGUUUUGCAGUAUAUCCAUUCAGCAGACAUCAUCCACAGAGUAAGUUACAUCAUAUUUACAUCAAUAUUUAAGUCAAGAUGCUUGCAUGGGGUGGAGGGAAAUAGGAAUACCCGACAGUGUUAGUGUAUACUCAAUACCUUAUUCUCCCCUCUCUCCUUCCCUCCACAGGAUCUGAAGCCCAGUAACUUGGCAGUGAAUGAGGACUGUGAACUCAAAGUGAGAAAGUUUAUUGAUCUAUUAUACCAGUCUGCCUAACUAAAAGGGAUAUUUCACCCAAUUUAAACAUUAUUUAUAUAUUGGUUUCCUUACCCAUACCUUAUUUUCAACUGCGCUGAACUGCUUCUCCUCUCCAGCUAGUAAAAGUUUGGACACACCUACUCAUUCAAGGGUUUUUCUUUAUUUUUACUAUUUUCCACAUUGUAGAAUAAUAGUGAAGACAUCAAAACUAUGAAAUAACUCCUAUGGAAUCAUGUAGUAACCAAAAAAGUGUUCAACAAAUCAAAAUAUAUUUUAUAUUUGUGAUUCUUCAAAGUAGCCACCCUUUGCCUUGAUGACAGCUUUGCACACUCUUGGCAUUCUCUCAACCAGCUUCAUGAGGUAGUCACCUGGAAUGCAUUUCAAUUAACAGGUGUUAAUUUGUGGAAUUUCUUUCCUCCUUAAUGUGUUUGAGCCAAUCAGUUGUGUUGUGACAAGGUAGGGUUGGUAUACAGAAGAUAGCCCUAUUUGGUAAAAGACCAAGUCCAUAUUAUGGCAAGAACAGCUAAAAAAAGCAAAGAGAAACGACAGUCCAUCAUUACUUUAAGACAUGAAGGUCGGUCAAUACGGAAAAUGUCAAGAACUUUGAACGUUUCUUCAAGUGUAAUCGCAAAAACCAUCAAGCGCUUUGAUGAAACUGGUUCUCAUGAGGACCACCACAGGAAUGGAAGAUCCAGAGUUACCUCUGCUGCAGAGGAUAAGUUCAUUAGAGUUACCAGCCUCAGAAAUUGCAGCCUAAAUAAAUGCUUCACAGAGUUCAAGUAACAGACACAUCUCAACAUCAACUGUUCAGAGGAGACUGCGUGAAUCAGGCCUUCAUGGUCAAAUUACUGCAAAGAAACCACUACUAAAGGACACCAAUAAGAAGAAGAGACUUGCUUGGGCCAAGAAACACAAGCAAUGGACAUUAGACAGUUGGAAAUCUGUCCUUUUGGUAUGAUGAGUCCAAAUUUGAGAUUUUUGGUUCCAACCGCCGUGUCUUUGUGAGACGCAGAGUAGGUGAACAGAAAAUCUCUGCAUGUGUGGUUCCCACGUGGAGCAUGGAGGAGGAGGUGUGAUGGUGUGGGGGUGCUUUGCUGGUGACACUCUCUGUAAUUUAUUUAGAAUUCACCCUUAACCAGCAUGGCUACCACAGCAUUCUCCAGUGAUACGCCAUCCCAUCUGGUUUGGACUUAGUGGGACUAUCAUUUGUUAUUCAACAGGACAAUGACCCAACACACCUCCAGGCUGUGUAAGGGCUAUUUGACCAAGAAGGAGGGUGAUGGAUUGCUGCAUCAGAUGACCUGGCCUCCACAAUCACCUGACCUCAACCCAAUUGAGAUGGUUUGGGAUGAGUUGGACCACAGAGUGAAGGAAAAGCACACAACAAGUGCUCAGCAUAUGUGGGAACUCAUUCAAAACUGUUUGAAAAGCAUUCCAAGUAAAGCUGGUUGAGAGAAUGACAAGAGUGUGCAAAGCUGUCAUCAAGGCAAAUGGUGGCUACUUUAAAGAAUAUAAAAUAUAUUUAGAUUUGUUUAACACUUUUUAGGUUGCUACAUGAUUCCAUAUGUGUUAUUUCAUAGUUUUGAUGUCUUCACUAUUAUUCUACAAUGUGGAAAAUAGUGAAAAUAAAGAAAAACCCUCGAAUGAGUAGGUGUGUCCAAACUUUUGACUGGUACUGUAUAUCACUGGUACUGUACAGGUUACAGCCUUAUUCUAAUAUUGAUUUAAAUAUGUUUUCCCCCUCAUCAAUUUACACACAAUACCCCAUAAUGACAAAGCAAAAACAGGUUUUUAGACAUUUCUGCAAAUGUAUAUAAAAAAAAAAAAAGAUCACAUUUACGUAAGUAUUCAGACCCUUUACUCAGUACUUUGUUGAAGUACUAAUGGCAGCGAUUACAGCCUCUAGUUUUCUUGGGUAUGACGCUACAAGCUUGGCACACCUGUAUUUGGGGAGUUUCUCCCAUUCUUCUCUGCAUAUCCUCUCAAGCUCUGUCAGGUUGGAUGGGGAGCGUUGCUGCACAGCUAUUUUCAGGUCUCUCCAGAGAUUUUUGAUCGGGUUCAAGUCUGGGCUCUGGCUGGGCGACUCGAGGACAUUCAGAGACUUGUCCUGAAAGGAAAGGGAAAAAGGGAUACCUAGUCAGUUGUACAACUGAAUGCAUUUAACUGAAAUGUGUCUUCCGCAUUUAACCCAACCCUUCUGAAUCAGAGAGGUGGGGAGGGCUGCCUUAAUCGACAUCCACGUCUUCUGCGCCCGGGGAACAGUGGGUUAACUGCCUUGCUCAGGGGCAGAAUGACAGCUUUUUACCUUGUCAGCUCGGGGAUUCCUUUCGGUUACUGGCCCAACAAAGCCCUGUGUUGUCUUGGCUGUGUGCUUAGGGUUGUUGUCCUGUUGGAAGGUGAACCUUCGCCCCAGUCUGAGGUCCUGAGCGCUGUGGAGCAGGUUUUCAUCAAGGAUCUCUCUGUACUUUGCUCCUUUCAUCUUUGCUUCAAUCCUGACUAGUCUCCCUGUCGCUGAUAAACAUCCCCACAGCAUGAUGCUGCCUCCACCAUCCUUCACCGUAGGGAUGGUGCCAGGUUUCCUCCAGCCAUGACGCUUGGCAUUCAGGCCAAAGAGUUCAAUCUUGGUUUCAUCAGACCAGAGAAUCUUGUUUCUCAUGGUCUAAAAGCCACUCUACCAUAAAGGCCUGAUUGGUGCAGUACUGCAGAGAUGGUUGUCCUUCUGGAAGGUUCUCCCAUCUCCACAGAGAAACUCUAGAGAUCUGUCAGAGUGAUCCACGGGUUCUUGGUCAUCUCCCUGACCAAGGUCCUUCUCUCCCGAUUGCUUAGUUUGGCCGGGUGGCCAGCUCUAGGAAGAGUCUUGGUGGUUCCAAACUUCUUCCAUUUAAGAAUUAUGGAGGCCACUGUGUUCUUGGGCACCUUCAAUGCUGCAGACAUUUUUUGUUACCCUUCCCCAGAUCUGUGCCUCGACAAUCCUGUCUCGGAGCUCUACGGACAAUUCCUUCGACCUCAUGGCUUGGUUUUUGCUCUGACAUCCACUGUCAACUGUGGGACCUUAUAUAGACAGGUGUGUGCCUUUUCUAAAUCAUGUCCAAUCAAUUGAAUUUACCUCAGGUGGACUCCAAUCAGGUUGUAGAAACAUCUCAAGGAUGAUCAAUGGAAACAGGAUGCACUUGAGCUCAAUUUUGUGUUUUAUAGCAAAGGAUCGGAAUAGUUAUGUAAAUAAGGUAUUUAUAUUUUAUUUUUAAUACAUUUGCAAAAAUGUCUAAACCUGUUUUUGCUUUGUCAUUAUGGGGUAUUGUGUGUAGAUUGCUGAGGAUUGUUAUUUAUUUAAUCAAUUUUUAAUAAAGCUGUAAUGUAACAAAAUGUAGAAAAAGUCGAGGGCUGUGAAUACUUUCCGAAGGCACUGUGUGUAUGUGUGUGUGUGUGUGUGUGUGUAUAUAUAUAUAUAUAUAUAUAUACAUAUACACACACACACACACCAGUGCCUUCAGAAAGUAUUCACACCCAUUGACGUUUUCCAUAUUUUGUUGUUACAGCCUGAAUUUAAAAUGGAUUAAAGAUUUUUUGUCAUUGGCCUACACACAAUACCCCAUAAUGUCAAAGUGGAAUUAUGUUUUUUUAAAGGUUUUACAAUGUCAAACCCCAUUGUUAGCCUAAAUACGUUCAGGAGUACAAAUGUGCUUAACAAGUCACAUAAGUUGCAUGGACUCAAUAAUAGUGUUUAACAUGAUUUUUGAAUGCCUACGUCAUCUCUGUACCACACAUACAGUUGAAGUCGGAAGUUUACAUACACCAUAGCCAAAUACAUUUAAACUCUGUUUUUCACAAUUCCUGACAUUUAAUCCUAGUAAAAAUUCCCUUUCUUAGGUCAGUUAGGAUCACCACUUUAUUUUAAGAAUGUGAAAUGUCAGAAUAAUAGUAGAGAGAAUGAUUUAUUUCAGCUUUUAUUUCUUUCAUCACAUUCCCAGUGGGUCAGAAGUUUACGUACACUCAAUUAGUAUUUGGUAGCAUUGCCUUUAAAUUGUUUAACUUGGGUCAAACGUUUUGGGUAGCCUUCCACAAGCUUCCCACAAUACGUUGGGUGAAUUUUGGCCCAUUCCUCCUGACAGAGCUGGUGUAACUGAGUCAGGUUCGUAGGCCUCCUUGCUCGCAACACGCUUUUUCAGGUCUGCCCACAAAUGUUCUAUAGGAAUUGAGGUCAGGGCUUUGUGAUGGCCACUCCAAUACCUUGACUUGUUGUCCUUAAGCCAUUUGCCAAUUGGAAGUAGUGGGCGCUGUCCUUUGAUCCAUGCGACCACUUUAACUUCGACUGAUGUCUUGAGAUGUUUGUUGUCACUAUUUCUUCUCAUUGCCAUCAUUUGUGAAGUGCAUCAUCCCUUCACUGACACAAAGCUGCCACCCCGCAUGUUCUUCGGCUUCCAAGAAACCCCCUUUUUCUCCAAACAUAAACGAGGUCAUAUGGGCCAACCAGUUCUAUGUUUGUUUCAUCAGACCAGAGGACAUUUCUCCAAAAAGUAUGAUCUUUGUCCCAUGUGCAGUUGCAAACCGUAGUCUGACUUUUUUAUGGCGGUUUUGGAGCAGUGGCUUCUUCUUUGCUGAGCGGCCUUUCAGUUUAUGUCGAUAUAGGACUCGUUUUACUGUGGAUAUAGAUACUUUUGUACCUGUUUCCUUCAGCAUCUUCACAAGGUCCUUUGCUGUUGUUCUGGGAUUGAUUUGCACUUUUCGCACCAAAGUACGUUCAUCUCUAGGAGACAGAACGCGUCUCCUUCCUGAGCGGUAUGACGGCUGCGUGGUCCAAUGGUGUUUAUGCUUGCAUACUAUUGUUUGUACAGAUGAACGUGGUACCUUCAGGCGUUUGGAAAUUGCUCCCAAGGAUGAACCAGACUUGUGGAGGUCUACAAUAAUUUUUCUGAGGUAUUGGCUAAUUUCUUUUGAUUUUCCCAUGAUGUCAAGCAAAGAGGCACUGAGUUUGAAGGUAGGCCUUGAAAUACAUCCAAAGGUACACUUCCAAUUGACUCAAAUGAUGUCAAUUAUCCUAUCAGAAGCUUCUAAAGCCAUUACAUCAUUUUCUGGAAUUUUCCAUGCUGUUUAAAGGCACAGUCAACUUGGUGUAUGUAAACUUCUGACCCAUUGGAAUUGUGACACAGUGAAUUAUAAGUGAAAUAAUCUGUCUGUAAACAAUUGUUGGAAAAAUUACUUGUGUCAUGCACAAAGUAGAUGUCCUAGUAACUUGCCAAAACUAUAGUUUGUUAACAAGAAAUUUGUGGAGUGGUUGAAAAACAAGUUUUAAUGACUCCAACCUAAGUGUAUGUAAACUGCCGACUUCAACUGUACAAUUAUCUGUAAGGUCCCUCAGUCAAGCAGUGAAUUUCAAACACAGAUUCAACCUCAAAGACCAGGGAGGUUUUCCAAUGCCUUUCAAAUAAGAGCACCUAUUGGUUGAUGGGUAAAAAAAAUGCUAACAUUGAAUAUCCCUUUGAGCAUGGUGAAGUUAUUAAUUACGCUUUGAAUGGUGUAUCAAUACACCCAGUCACUACAAAGAUACAGGCGUCCUUCCUAACUCAGUUGCCGAAGAGAAAGGAAACCGCUCAGGGAUUUCACCAUGAGGCCAAUGGUGACUUUAAAACAGUUACAGAGUUUAAUGGCUGUGAUAGGAGAAAACUGAGGAUGGAUCAACAACAUUGUAGUUAAUCCACAAUACUAACCUAAUUGAGAGAGUGAAAAUAAUGAAGCCUGUACAGAAUAAAAAUAUUCCACGACAUGCAUCCUGUUUGCAACAAGGCACUAAAGUAAUAAUUUUAAAAAAUGUGGUAAAGCAAUUCACUUUUUCUCCUGAAUACAAAGUAUUAUGUUUGGGGCAAAUCCAAUACAACACAUUACUGAGUACCACUCUCCAUAUUUUCAAGCGUAGUGGUUCCUGCAUCAUGUUAUGAGUAUGCUUGUAAUCGUUAAGGACUGGGGAGUUUUUCAGGAUAAGAAAGAAACAGAAUGGAGCUAAGCACAGGCAAAAUCCUAGAGGAAAACCUGGUUGUCUGUAUUCCACCAGAUACUGGGAGAUUAAUUCUCCUUUCAGCAGGAUAAUAACCUAAAACACAAGGCCAAAUCUACACUGGAGUUGCUUACCAAGAAGAUAUGGAAUGUUCCUGAGUGGCUGUUACAGUUUUGACUUAAAUCUACUAGAAAAUCUAUGGGAAGCCCUGAAAAUGGUUGUCUAGCAAUGAUCAACAACCAAUUUGACAGAGCUUGAAGAAUUUUGAAAAUAAUAAUGUGCAAAUAUUGCAUAAUCCAGGUGUGUAAAGCUCUUAGAGACUUACCCAGAAAGACUCACAGCUGUAAUCGCUGCCAAAGGUGCUUCUACAAAGUAUUGACUCGGGUGUGAAUAGUUAUGUAAAUGAGAUUUCUGUAUUUCAUUUUUCAAUACAUUUGAAAAAUAUAUAUAAAUAUGUUUUCACUUUGUCAUUAUUGGGUAUUGUGUGAAAAUAAAUCAAUGUAAUCAAUUUUGAACUCAGGCUAUAACACAACAAAAUGUAGAAUAAGUCACUUUCUAAAGGCACUGUAAACACCAGAGAUGGGACGAAGUCACUAUUAUUCGUGUCACAAGAAUGGUCAGAGUCUCAAGUUGAGUCCCAAGUAGAACGGGUCGAGUCUCGAGUCAAGCCCAAGCCGUGCAUUCUAAGAGCAAGUCGAGUCACAAGUCUAGUAAAAAAAUCUGUUCAACAACAAGUCUUUGUCUAUUUAUUGAGACUACCAGACAGCUCUUUUCAUUAUUUUGUCUACAACAUAUUUUGAUUAUCCUUAUUAAUUUUAACAACAAAUUCCAAAUGCAAGCUUCAUAAGUAAAUUAUACAUUUCAAGCAAUUUCAUACCAAAAGACCAGUAGGCCUAUGCUAGUAAUUGUUGCUUGAUGCCCCAUUGCUGGUGUGCUUGCAAAGUAAACAGUUAACAUUUUUGGAGCUGCAUAUUUAUUUAUGGCAAUCCUCUCUCCCUACAAUUUGACAUUUGCACUGCACCCGAUCCCAUAGCUGUACAGCAAAUCAGCCCGAGGUGGCACCACAGGACCCAGAGUGGUGGGGCAAAAAAUUUUUUGCUUGGGCCCAGAGUUUUUCCUAAUCUGGUAAACUAACCAGGUAUAAAUCCAGACCCUAUAGGGUAUGACAGUGAUUAAUCAGUUGUGAAACCGUUUUAAAUGGGCUAUGAUGGGCCUAGAGAUUUUCUAAUCAGGUCAAAUAUUUUUUGUUGUUUUUUUGUACUUCUGGUAACACUCCUCAACCUAGGGAGGAUGAAAACCCUCUCAAAUUGCAGAAACCUUGUACUUGUUCAUAUGAAUUAUAUUUUUAAACUAGACUAACAGGGAGGCUUCAUUUACACAGACACAGAGACAAAAACUGCAAUUGGACAAUAUAACUCGCAGGGCUGAGCUUGCUUUAUGCAGAUUUGCAUCAUGUAGGCCUAUGCAACUGUAAUUGAAAAGUAGCUCACACAGUCUGCCGUCCGUAUUGUUUUGAUUAAUUUCAGUUAAUAAUUUUGGAUUGAAAAGAUCAAGGUAGCCUUCCCAAGUUUGAAUAUAGCAUAAACCAAAUUUGAUUAGCCUACAUUCAAAUUGUCUCCUAAUCUAACACAUAAAUAGGCUACAUAACGUUACAUUUACAUUUACAUUUUUGUCAUUUAGCAGACGCUCUUAUCCAGAGCGACUUACAGGAGCAAUUAGGGUUAAGUGCCUUGCUCAAGGGCACAUCGACAGAUUUUUCACCUAGUCGGCUCAGGGAUUAGAACCAGCGACCUUUCGGUUACUGGCACAACGCUCUUAACCACUAAGCUACCUGCCGUUACCACUUCGUUAAACUGGCCAGAGGGGACAGGCUCAUUUGGUUAUCAGUAGUCUAGUUGAUCAGACUGAAAAAUGUUCUCGUCUUUUUCCCAUACAGCAUGUCAGAUCGAAAAUGUGUAGGUGUAGGCUGCUGCAACAUUUCUGCGAAAGUUCUCGCUUGUCUGACGGGAGUGAUGUGUUAACACGUUUGCUAAAUAAAUAAAAUACCGGAGGACAGUGGAGAGCAGUGCGUGAGUUAACAAAUCAUGACUCUUUUUAACACUUUUGUGUCAAUACUUUCAAUAUUUCACUGCUCCACCUGAUUGAAAUUGCUUGGGCAAAUGCCAGCUUGCCACACGUUUGCCAGUGAUAGCAAUCUGUUCGCUAGCUCACCCAACCUGUGUUGAUUGACAGUUUGCUGGUCCAAUCAGAGGGCCAAGUGUGUGUGUUUCACUAACUAAUCUGUUGCACAUUAUUUUUUAAUGCUGACUCUGGCUGCAUGGAGAGUAAUCCACUGAGACUCUGUGCCACAAAAUGAGUGACAAAACGUUACAAAACCUGGCCAGAUAAUUUAAUCAUCACUCUCAAGUCGAGGCUCCAAGUCAAGUCAUUUUAUUUUCUAUCAACUCGAGUCUGAAGUUAUGAAAUGUGUAACUCGAGUCAGACUCGCGUCCACACCUUUGAUACAUACACACAACCAUCUCUCUCUCUCUCUCUCUUUCUCUCGUGCACACACAUGUGCACACACACACACACUUGCUUUCUCCCUCUCUCUCUAUCCAUCUGUCUGUCAGAUCCUGGACUUUGGUUUGGCGAGACACACUGAUGAUGAGAUGACGGGUUAUGUAGCGACCAGGUGGUACCGCGCCCCAGAGAUCAUGCUUAACUGGAUGCACUACAACAUGACAGGUAAUAAUAUACUAUAAUACAGUACAUUAGGAAAGUAUUCAGACCCCUUCACUAUUUCCACAUUUUGUUACGUUACAGCCUUAUUCUAAAAUUGAUUAAAUGUUCAUCAAUCUACACACAAUACCCCAUAAUGACAAAGUGAAAACAGUAAUUUUUUUGUGAGUGCAAAUGUAUAGUUAAACAGAAAUACCUUAUUUACAUAAGUAUUCUGACCCUUUGCUAUGAGACACGAAAUUGAGCUCAGGUGCAUCCUGUUUCCAUUGAUUAUCCUUGAGAGGUUUCUACAACUUGAUUGGAGUCCACCUGUGGUAAAUUCAAUUGAUUGGACAUGAUUUGGAAAGGCACACACCUGUCUAUAUAAGGUCCCACAGUUGACAGUGCAUGUCAGAGCAAAAACCAAGCCAUGAGGUCGAAGGAAUUGUCUGUAUAGCUCCAAGACAGGAUUGUGUGGAGGCACAGAUCUGGGGAAGGGUACCAAAAAGUUUAUGCAGCAUUGAAGGUCCCCAAGAACACAGUGGCCUCAAUUAUUCUUAAAUGGAAGAAGUUUGGAACCACCAAGACUCUUCCUAGAGCUGGCCACCCGGCCAAACUGCGCAAUCGGGGGAGAAGGGCCUUGGUCAAGGAGGUGACCAAGAACCCGAUGGUCACUCUGACAGAGCUCCAGAGUUCCUCUGUGGAGAUGGGAGAAACUUCCAAAAGGACAACCAUCUCUGCAGCCCUCCACUAAUCGGGCCUUUAUGGUAGAGUGGCCAGACAAGAAGACUCGAAGCUGUAAUCGCUGCUAAAGCUGCUUCAACUAAGUACUGAGUAAAGUGUCUGAAUACUUAUGUGAAUGUCAUAUUUCUGUUAUUGCUUUGUCAUUAUGGGGUAUUGUGUGUGUGUAUAUUGAUGAGGGGAAAAAACAAUUUAAUCAAUUUUAGAAGAAGGCUGUAACCUAACACAAUGUUGAAAAAGUGAAGGGGUCUGAAUACUUUCCGAAUGCGCUGUAUAUUACUCUAUCACUGCAAUAUGACAGGUACGACCUAGAAGUAAAAUACUGUAUAUUCUAUAGGCCAGGAGUUAAUAAAUAAAUCAUUUUGCGUGUGUAAAUGUUUAUACAAAAUGGAUUUGCGGAUGUGUAGUUCCAGUUGGACACUAACAGUGUUGUUUUUGUAGUUGACAUCUGGUCGGUGGGCUGCAUAAUGGCGGAGCUGCUAACCGGAAGGACGUUAUUCCCCGGCACCGACCGUAUCCUUUCACUGCCGUCAUGGUGACAUAGAAAAGUGUAGCACUUGUUGUCAUGGCCCAAUUCCAUAUUGACCCCUAUCCCCUACACCCAGUUGAAGUGUGCACUUAGCUAAAUAACUAACUGCCUGCAUGGGCAAACCAUGUAGUAUACAUCUGAGGUUCUCAUAGAUGUAUCCCUCCUCCUACUUCUCCUUACCCUCCCAUCCCUUCCUUCUCACCCUCCUUCCAUCACAUCCCUCAGUUUUCCCUUUAUGUUGGUGUGGUAUAGACAUUGAUCAGUUGAAGCUUGUAAUGCUCCUCAUGGGACCCCCGGAACCUGAGCUCUUGAUGAAAAUCCCCUCAGUCUGUGAGUGUUCCAUCUUAUAAUAAAAAAUAAUAAUAUGCCAUUUAGCAGACGCUUUCAUCCAAAGCGACUUAGUCGAGUGCAUACAUUUUUACGUAUGGGUGGUCCCGGGGAUCGAACCCACUACCCUGGCGUUACAAGCGCCAUGCUCUACCAAUGGAGCUACAGAGGACUACAUCUUGUUCCACUAUGUUCUGUUCCACGCCUGUCUGCCUGCCCGCGUUUUGGGUUGUGCCGCUGUUUUUCAAUGACAACCUCUUUAUUGAGCUAUUACUACUAUACUCGCUUCCAGUCCUACCAUUAUAUGGCCACUGUAACUCAACACCACAGCUUCCUGUGUACUUCCAUCUCCCAGAUACAUGGGCUUCAUGGGCUGCUCCCUACAGAAGCCAAGAGAACCUUGACUUAGUUGUCAUUGAGUUGAGCUGCCCUCUCGUCUAGAGUCGCUCGGUUCUUCUGACACUCGUUCCUCUGCUGGCUGUGUUCUAAAAGCAUGUUGUUAUGUCUCUAUUCAAUAAUACCUCAUACAGCAUGUCAGCUUUUAAAAAAUCGAAUCAAAUUUUAUUUGCCACAUCCGCCGAAUACAACGGGUGUAGACCUUACAGUGAAAUGCUUACUUACAAGCCCUUAACCAACAAUGCAGUUUUAAGAAAAAUAAGUGUUAAGUAAAAAAUAAAAAAUAAAAAAAUCAUUAAAGAGCAGCAGUAAAAUAAAAUAACAGUAAUGAGGCUAUAUACAGGGGGUACCGGUACAGAGUCAAUGUGCGUGGGCACAGGUAAUUGAGGUAAUAUGUACACGUGGGUAGAGUGAAAGUGACUGCAUAGAUAAUAAACAGAGAGUAGCAGCAGCGUAAAAGGGGGGGAGUGGGGGGGGAUGCAAAUAGUCCGGUAUUAGCUGUACAGGAGUCUUAUGGCUUGGGGGUAGAAGAAGACUUGGCGCUCCGGUACCGCUUGCCGUGCGGUAGCAGAGAGAACAGUCUAUGACUAGAGCCUUCCUCUGACACCGCCUUUCUCCAUUCUCUCCCUACCUCCCCCCUCCCUACUUCCAUCUCAUCCCCAUAUCUUCUCGUCUACCCCCCCUCCCCCCUUCCCCCACGCAACAAAAGGGACACUUUGACAUCCCUGUGACCCUCUCACCUGUGUGACAGUAUGACCUAUGACCCUUGACCCUAGGCUGCUGUAGAUAUUAACCAGCUGCAGCAGAUCAUGAGGCUGACAGGAACGCCCCCGGCCUCUGUCAUUAGCCGGAUGCCCAGCCAUGAGGUGAGACACUAUGAUAUGUCCUUCCCAGGGUCCCCCAUAUUAUAAAUGCAACAAGUACUGAUAUUGUAUCAUAUAGUAGCACUCACAGCUUUCCAGGAAAACAAAAAUCUAGACGUUUAUGGUCGGUUGACAUAUAUUUUAGAGGCUAUUUAUACAGAAAAUGUGUAUAAAACCUGUAUAAACUGUAUUUAUAAUUCUAUUACAAUAUUUUAGGUUGACUAUUCUAUUACACCAUUUCUGAUAUACAGUGCCUUUGGAAAGUAUUCAGACCCCUUGACUUUUUCCACAUUUUGUUACGUUACAGCCUUAUUCUAAAAUUGAAAAUGUUUCCCUCAUCAAUCUACACACAAUACCCCAAUCUACACAAAAUAAAAAAAACUUAAAUAUCACAUUUACACAAGUAUUCAGUCCCUUUACUCAGUACUUUGUUGAAGCACCUUUGGCAGCGAUUACAGCCUUCUUGGGUAUGACGCUACAAGCUUGGCACACCUGUAUUUGUAGUGUUUUUCCCCAUUCUUCUCUGCAGAUCCUCUCAAGCUCUGUCAGGUUGGAUGGGGAGCGUUGCUGUACAGCUAUUUUCAGGUCUCUCCAGAGAUGUUCGAUCGGGUUCAAGUUCGGGCUCUGGCUGGGCCACUCAAGGACAUUCAGAGACUUGUCCCGAAGCCACUCCUGUGUUGUCUUGGCUGUGUGCUUAGGGUCGUUGUCCUGUUGGAAGGUGAACCUUCACCCCAGUCUCAGGUCCUGAGCACUCUGGAGUAGGUUUUCAUCAAGGAUCUCUCUGUACUUUGCUCCAUUAAUCUUUGCCUCGAUCCUGACAAGUCUCCCAGUCCCUGCCACUGAAAAACAUCCCCACAGCAUGAUGCUGCCACCACCAUGCUUCGCCGUAGGGAUGGUGCCAGGUUUCCUCCAGAUGUGACGCUUGGCAUUCAGGCCAAAGAGUUCAAUCUUGGUUUCAUCAGAGCAGAGAAUCUUGUUUCUCAUUGUCUGAGAGUCUUUAGGUGCCUUUUGGCAAACUCCAAGCGGGCUGUCAUGUGCCUUUUACUGAGGAGUGGCUUCCAUCUGGCCACUCUACCAUAAUGGCCUGAUUGGUGGAGUGCUGCAGAGAUGGUUGUCCUUCUGUAAGGGUCUCCCAUCUCCACAGAGGAACUCAAGAGCUCUGUCAGAGUGACCAUCGGGUUCUUGGUCACCUCCCUGACCAAGACCCUUCUCCCCCGAUUGGUAUUAUGUGUAGAUUGCUGAGGAAAUUGUUUUAUUUAAUCCAUUUUAGAAUUGUAUCAUUGUAUCAAAAUGUGGAAAAAGUCAAGGGGUCUGAAUACUUUCUCUACUGCCAUUCAUUUCUGAUUAGACUGGUUUGGAUUUCUCCCUGACCAAUAUGGAUGCCAUUUUUACCCCAUCCUGGAAUUUUUUGGGUUCAUGACAUAGCCCCUCUAGUAAUUUAAUAGGAUCUCUAUGAUGCCCCCAGCCUUUUGUUAGGCCCUACAGAGCUCUUUUUGUCUGACACGUAUCUCUGACGUAAUCUCACGACUUCCCAGAGUGCUUUGCAAUCCCUAAUUCCUGACAACUUUUUCUGGCCUUGCCCCUCUGUGAUCUGAAGUGUUCUGAUUUUAUAUGAUGUGUUGUUUGGUUGUUGUGUACAGUGGUUCUCUUCCAAACUACAGCUCCAGACUGCAGUAUUCUUCAUAACCCUUUAGAUGUGCUCUAUGAGAUUCCUAUCUUGAGAUCUGGGGCCAUUAAUCAAGCGUCUCAGAGUAGGUGUGCUGAUCUAGGAUACUAUUCAUUGUGAUGUAAAAGGCUAAACUGAUCCUAAAUCGGCACUCCUACACUGAGACGCUUGAUACAUACGGCCACAGGGCACGUAACUCAGUCUCCCAUUUGCAUCAAUGCAUGAUUUACACCAGGGGUGUCAAACGUCCGGUCCGCGGUUCGGAUCAGGCCCGCAAACGGGUUUAAUCCGGCCCGCGAGAUGAUAAAAUAUAUAUAUAUAUAUAUAUAUAUAUAUAUAUAUAUAUAUAUAUAUAUAUAUAUAUAUAUAUAUAUAUAUAUAUAUAUAAUUUUGUAAAGUAUAAAAAUGCGCUGCAAUUUUUCAAUAAAAUAAACUGCUGUUCCAAUUGCGUCCACUGGAUGGCGCAUUAGCAAUUGUGUUAAGCAAGCAAACUGUUUAUACCGGGACAGAGCAAGUAGGUCAAGCACGUGCAGCCAAUGAGCUACUUUGUUUUGCCCGCGAUAUUUAUUACGGCUUCUACUUUUAACAUUAUGUGCUUUGGCACCCUCAUUGCCCCAAUAUGUCUCUGUCAAAAAAGAGAAAAGUGGACGCAGUGUUCCAAGAAAAAUGGUCAUCCUAUUUAUUCACGGAAUUGAAUGGGAAAGCUGUAUGUUUGGUGUGUUCAGAGCAUGUUGCAGUGCUGAAAGAAUAUAACCUUCGUCGCCACUAUGUGAGUCUUCAUGCCGACAAAUAUGACAACUUUCAAGGACAGCGGAGAUGAGAGAAGGUGAAUGAACUGUUGGCGGGUCUGAAGAAACAGCAGUCUGUGUUUACUCACAGCCGAGACAUCAGUGACGCUGCAGUGAAAGCUAGCUACCUCAUUGCUAAUGAAAUCGCAGUGGCUUCAAAACCAUUUAGUGAGGGUGAAUUUGUAAAAACAUGCAUGAUGAAGGCAGCGGAGAUUGUGUGCCCUGAAAAGCGGCAGGCUUUUGCAAAUAUCAGCCUGACAAGAAACACAGUUGCAGACAGGAUUUCCGAUCUUUCAGUGGAUUUGGACAGCCAGUUGAAGCAAAAAGUAAAGUCAUUUAUUGCGUUUUCGGUUGCAAUUGAUGAAAGCACGGACAUUACAGAUGUUGCACAACUGGCCAUUUUCAUCCGCGGAGUUGAUGACACAUUGACCGUCACCGAGGAGUUCGUGGAGUUGGUGCCGAUGACAGAUACAACGACAGCAGCUGAUAUUUUUACCGCACUCGUCGGCGCUCUGGACAGGGUCGGAGUGGACUGGUCCCGCGCUGUCAGCCUGGCUACAGAUGGUGCGCCCUCAAUGAUCGGGAAAAAAGCAGGCGUUGUGAGAAAGUUCAGAGAGAAAGUGCAAUCUGCAAAUGGAGGACGUGAUUUUUUGACUUUUCACUGUAUUUUGCACCAGGAGGCUUUGUGUUGCAAGUCAUUAAAGAUGGAUAACGUCAUGAAGGUGGUCAUCCAAACUGUUAAUUUAAUCCGAUCCAGAAGCCUGAAUCACCGUCAGUUUGACAGCCUUCUCAGAGAGAAAGACCACAUCUAUGGCCUGCCAUACCACACUGAGGUAAGAUGGUUAAGCCGAGGUGCUGAGGCGUUUCUUUGAUUUACGAGAAGAAAUUGAACAGUUCAUGGAAGAAAAGGGCAAACCAGUGUUAGAAUUUAAUUCCGCAGAAUGGAUGCAGGACCUUGCAUUUAUGGUGGAUGUUACAGAGCACCUGAAUAACUUGAACAAACAGCUGCAAGGGCACAACAUAGUUGUCACGCAGUAUUAUGACAGCAUACGUUCUUUCAAGUUGAAGCUGUCAUUGUGGGAGACGCAACUUGCCGGUGGUGAUGCAGCUCACUUCCCCUGUCUGAAAAAUGUGUGCGCGACCCAACAUGUGGCAGACAUGAAGCGGUUCAAAGAUAAAAUAACGGGACUGUUACGGGAGUUUGAGCAACGCUUUCAGAUUUAUGUUUAUAUGUUUUUAUGUUGAUGUGCUAUUGUUUUUAAUUGAUUUUAUUUUAUUUGUAUAUUUAACCUAUUCUUGACUCUGUCGUUCUUGCACUUGUUUGGGGAACAGGAUUUCAUUAUUUGUAUCUACAUUUCUGCCUGAGAAAUGACACCCUGAUAUAGUUCUGUGAUCUGUGAAACAGUUCUGUUAAUCACUGAGGCCUUGUGUGUUUGUGUGUUCUUUUUCUGUAGAAUUUUCAAAUAAACUUGACGUGUUUUAUGAUUAAUAGUGAUGUUGUGCUUGUACUAUUUUGGACACACUGUCCUCAGGCUCCAGCUUUAUGUUGUAUGUUGAUCGUAUUAAAACAAAGAAAACAAUCUGAAGUUGUUGUUUUUAAGGUAUAUAUACCAUGAUUUUUCCGGUCCGGCCCACUUGGGAAUAGAUUUUCCUCCAUGUAGCCCCUGAGCUAAAAUGAGUUUGACACCCCUGAUUUACACAUUCUGAUCUCAAGUUAGGAUUCAGGCCCUAAGUGUACAGAAGUCUAUCUUCACUGCCGACAUGUGGUAUCACUUGAUUUCAGAAGCAGUUCAAGUGUUGAAGUAACCUGUGUGAGUCCUGAGGGAACUAGGGUGUUGAGACGUUCUCUGUGUGUCUCUCUAACAGGCCAGAAACUACAUCAACUCCCUUCCCCAGAUGCCCAAGAGGAACUUUGCUGAAGUGUUCAUUGGCGCUAACCCACUAGGUAAUAAUGGGGUAGUCUGUCUAGUGUCUCACAAACGUACACACUCACACUGUCUAAACAGACACUCUGUUCUCUCUCUCUCUCUCUCUCUCUCUCUCUCUCUCUCUCUCUCGUCUCUUGUCUCUGUCUCUGUCUCUCUGUCUCUGUGUGUGUGUGUCUUUCUUUCUUCCAGCGGUGGAUCUGUUAGAGAAGAUGUUGGUUCUGGACACUGAUAAGCGGAUCACAGCGUCGGAGGCCCUGGCCCACCCCUACUUCUCCCAGUACCACGACCCAGACGAUGAGCCAGAGUCUGAGCCAUAUGACCAGAGUUUUGAGAGCCGUGAGCUGGAGAUAGAGGAGUGGAAAAGUAUGUGACGGGUGGAGAGAGGGAAAUGACUCAAUGUGUGGAGGGAGGAUGAUAAAAUCACUUGUGUUUAACAUGGUACUCACACUAAACUAGGUAGAUGUCUACUCCGGCCACUUCUGAUCUCAAUCUUUCUUUCUCUCAGGGUUGACCUAUGACGAGGUUUGCAGCUUCGAGCCCCUGCCGUUUGAUGGAGACGAGAUGGAGUCC